ACGACCGGCAGCACCAUGCUCCGCCUGGGCAGGCUGCUGCGGCUCCUGACUCUGGUGAAGUUGCCCUGCUGCCUGCUGGAGUUCCUGCUCUCCGAGGCGGCCCUGGGGCAGGAGAUGUACGCGCCGCACUCCAUCCGGCUGGAGGGGGACAUCACGCUGGGGGGGCUCUUCCCUGUCCACGCCAAAGGCUUGCCCUGCGGGGACAUUAAGAAAGAGAACGGCAUCCACAGGCUGGAAGCGAUGCUCUACGCCCUGGACCAGAUCAACAGCGAUCCGGAGCUGCUGCCCAAUGUCACGCUGGGCGCUCGCAUCCUGGACACCUGCUCCCGAGACACCUACGCGCUGGAGCAGUCGCUCACCUUCGUGCAGGCGCUCAUCCAGAAGGACACCUCCGACGUGAGGUGCACCAACGGGGAGCCGCCCGUCUUCGUCAAGCCGGAGAAAGUAGUUGGAGUGAUCGGGGCAUCGGGAAGUUCCGUGUCUAUUAUGGUGGCCAACAUCCUCCGGCUCUUCCAGAUCCCACAAAUCAGUUAUGCCUCAACUGCACCAGAGUUGAGUGAUGACAGGCGCUAUGAUUUCUUCUCACGUGUGGUUCCUCCAGAUUCCUUCCAAGCGCAAGCAAUGGUGGACAUUGUGAAAGCUUUGGGAUGGAAUUAUGUAUCCACUUUGGCAUCUGAAGGGAAUUAUGGAGAAAAAGGAGUCGAGUCCUUCAUGCAAAUUUCCAGAGAGGCAGGUGGGCUCUGCAUCGCUCAGUCCCUGAAAAUCCCACAGGAUCGCAAGGACAAGACCAUUGACUUUGAUAAAAUCAUCAAGCAGCUCUUAGAAACUCCCAAUGCCAGGGCCAUCGUUAUUUUUGCCAACGACGAGGACAUAAAGCAAAUCCUGGCAGCUGCCAAGAGGGCUGACCAAGUGGGGCACUUCCUAUGGGUGGGCUCGGACACGUGGGGCUCCAAGGUGAGCCCAUUGCUGCAGCAGGAGGACGUGGCUGAAGGGGCCAUCACCAUCCUGCCCAAGCGAGCGACCAUCGAGGGGUUCGAUGCCUACUUCACCUCCCGCACCCUGGAGAACAACAGGAGGAAUGUGUGGUUUGCUGAGUACUGGGAGGAGAACUUCAACUGCAAGCUAACCAUCAGUGGGUCGAAGAAGGAGGAUACAGACCGCAAAUGCACAGGGCAGGAGCGCAUCGGCAAGGACUCCCACUACGAGCAGGAGGGGAAGGUGCAGUUUGUGAUCGAUGCAGUGUACGCCAUGGCACACGCACUGCACCACAUGAGCAAGGAUCUGUGUGCUGACUACGCCGGGGUCUGCCCUGAGAUGGAGCGCGCGGGCGGCAAGAAGCUGCUCAAGUACAUCCGCAGCGUUAACUUCAACGGCAGUGCUGGCACUCCAGUGAUGUUUAACAAAAAUGGUGAUGCACCAGGGCGCUACGACAUCUUCCAGUUCCACACCACCAACACCAGCACCCCGGGCUACCGCCUCGUCGGGCAGUGGACAGACGACCUCCAGCUCAACAUCGACGACAUGCAGUGGGGUAGAGGAGUGCGAGAAGUCCCGUCCUCGGUCUGCAGCCUGCCUUGCAAGCCGGGAGAGAGGAAGAAGAUGGUGAAGGGGAUGCCGUGCUGCUGGCACUGCGAGCUGUGCGAUGGGUACCAGUACCAGGCCGACGAGGUCACCUGCCUGCUGUGCUCCUACAACGAGCGGCCCAACGAGAACCGCACCGGCUGCCGCUCCAUCCCCAUCGUCAAGCUGGAGUGGCACUCGCCCUGGGCCGUGAUCCCCGUCUUCUUGGCCAUGCUCGGGAUUAUCGCCACCAUUUUUGUCAUGGCGACCUUCAUUCGCUACAACGAUACCCCCAUCGUCCGGGCCUCGGGGCGGGAGCUCAGCUACGUCCUGCUGACGGGGAUCUUCCUCUGCUACAUCAUCACCUUCCUGAUGAUCGCCAAGCCGAACGUCGCCGUGUGCUCCUUCCGGCGCAUCUUCCUGGGGCUGGGGAUGUGCAUCAGCUACGCAGCCCUGCUGACUAAAACAAACCGCAUCUACCGCAUAUUUGAGCAGGGCAAAAAGUCAGUGACAGCACCCAGGCUUAUCAGCCCCACGUCGCAGCUGGCGAUCACGUCGAGUUUGAUAUCUGUGCAGCUUCUAGGUGUCUUUAUUUGGUUUGCAGUUGACCCACCCAACAUCAUUAUAGAUUAUGAUGAGCAGAAAACUAUGAACCCUGAUCAAGCCAGAGGAGUUCUCAAAUGUGACAUAACGGAUCUACAAAUCAUUUGUUCCUUGGGUUAUAGCAUUCUUCUAAUGGUUACAUGUACUGUGUAUGCCAUCAAGACUCGGGGUGUCCCAGAGAAUUUUAAUGAAGCUAAACCCAUUGGAUUCACUAUGUACACUACCUGUAUAGUAUGGCUUGCCUUCAUUCCAAUAUUUUUUGGCACUGCCCAGUCAGCUGAAAAGCUCUACAUACAAACUACCACACUUACAAUAUCCAUGAACCUAAGUGCUUCAGUGGCCCUGGGGAUGCUUUACAUGCCGAAAGUGUACAUCAUCAUCUUCCACCCCGAGCUCAACGUGCAGAAGCGGAAGCGCAGCUUCAAGGCCGUGGUGACGGCCGCCACCAUGUCGUCCCGGCUCUCACACAAGCCCAGCGACAGGCCCAACGGCGAGGCCAAGACGGAGCUCUGCGAGAACGUGGACCCCAACAACUGCAUACCACCAGUAAGAAAGAGUGUUCAAAAGUCUGUUACUUGGUACACUCUUCCACCUACUGUAUAGCUUUUGCCUGCUUUCCAAAAAGGAGUCUCACAGAUAACACUUUGUAUGUGAAGCAGCAGGAACACCUCCUCUGCAUGCCAACCUGCUGCAGGCAGCCCUGCCU
This is a messenger RNA of Centrocercus urophasianus (Greater sage-grouse), 2869 nucleotides long. RefSeq names its product glutamate metabotropic receptor 7 (gene GRM7). The coding region runs from base 16 to 2766 and encodes 916 amino acids. Gene Ontology annotation, molecular function: group III metabotropic glutamate receptor activity. Lineage: Eukaryota; Metazoa; Chordata; Aves; Galliformes; Phasianidae. The transcript is spliced from 11 exons. Gene Ontology annotation, biological process: regulation of synaptic transmission, glutamatergic; G protein-coupled glutamate receptor signaling pathway. Gene Ontology annotation, cellular component: membrane. The record is from RefSeq and is a predicted model, not a curated record.